Messenger RNA from Lotus japonicus, 1962 nucleotides. Its product is annotated as probable pectinesterase/pectinesterase inhibitor 60. Gene Ontology annotation, molecular function: pectinesterase activity; pectinesterase inhibitor activity. Bases 186 to 965 code for a protein of 259 amino acids. The transcript has 2 exons. The record is from RefSeq and is a predicted model, not a curated record. NCBI's taxonomy places the organism in Eukaryota, Viridiplantae, Streptophyta, Magnoliopsida, Fabales, Fabaceae. Gene Ontology annotation, biological process: cell wall modification.
UGGUCCAACUCAACUCUUAUUAUUGUUUCUUAAUAUAGCAAUCAUGGGCAAGAUGUUCCUCACACUCUUAUUGUUAUCUUCAGUUUUCUCAAUAGCCUCAUCAAGAACAGGACCUUCCUCCUGAGCCAUGCAAACACUACAUUAGUCACCAUUCCAAAAUCAAACACAAAACUGAAUUCCGGGGAAUGCUUAUUCAAUUGGCCUUAAAACAAGCACUUUUGCUGCAAAGAGAUCAUGCACAUGAUUCUCAACAAAACUUUGUGACAGAGAAAUACAGAACCGUACAUGGCGAUUGUUUGAAGCUGUACGAAAACACUGUCUUUCAUCUCAAUCGUACCCUUGAAAGCCUUGAUCUGAAAAAGGGAUUCUCAGCGGUUGAUACACAAACUUGGCUCACAACAGCUCUCACAAAUAUCAGAACAUGUAGAACCGGGGCUAUAGAACUCAAUGCUCAUGAUAUCAUGGUGCCAACAGAGAGCAGCAACAAUAUCACUGAGAUGAUGAUAAGGAACAGUUUAGCCAUCAAUGUGGAUUUCCUGAAACAAAACUCUUCUAACAAUAAUCAAACAUCAGAAACAGAAGAAGGUGCGUUUCCAAGCUGGUUUUCUUGGCAUGAGAGGAAACUGGUGCAGUCUUCUUUGGUAAAGGCAAAUUUUGUGGUAGCGAAAGAUGGUUCAGGAAACUUCAGGACAGUCCAAGAUGCUCUGAGUGCAGCGGCAAAGAGAAGAUAUAAAACGAGGUUUGUGAUACAUGUGAAGAAAGGAGUGUAUAGAGAGAAUGUUGAGGUUGCUGUGAAGAAUGAUAACAUUAUGCUGGUUGGUGAUGGGAUGAAAAACACCAUAAUCACAAGUGGCAGAAGUGUUCAUGCAGGUUUUACCACCUAUAGCUCUGCAACAGCAGGCAUAGAUGGCAUGCAUUCACUUCAUUGCACGCGAUAUUACCUUCCAAAAUACCGCAGGUCCUAACAAGGGCCAAGCCGUGGCGCUCCGAUCAGCCUCAGAUCUCUCGGUCUUCUAUCAAUGCGCCAUAUUAGGUUACCAAGACACCCUCAUAAUAGUGCUUAUAAAAAAAAAAAUACAAUCUCAUAAUAGAUGCCUUGAAAAUGGAUCACUAUUUUUAUGGUAAGUUCAUUAAAGUUUAGCCUUCAAAGAAGGUAGUUGAAACAGUUGCUGGAAAGCUAAAACUGAUAAAUCUUUAGUUAUUAAUCUUAGACAGCACAGUUAAAUAACUAAAAGAAAAGGCUAUGCCAUAACUUCUAAAUGGACCCAUAAAACUAAGUUUUUAAGCAAUGCAGAAGUUUUUAAUUCAUCAUUUUCUCCCAUGAAGAACAACCCAACCUUCCAAACUUUUAAAGCCUGUAAGGAAGUCAAUUGUUCACUUCAACUUCACUCUACAAAAGCGUUACUCAGUGCAGGUGAAUAUUUUCCAAAUCCAUCGUUUCAGGGGAGAGUGGGGUGUUCUAAUGGGCUUUUUUAAAAAGGGAAAAACUUUGGGCUUAACAGAGAAUAUAUAAGCGUGUGGUCGUUCGUUUAUGUUGAUUAUUCUGCCAUAAUUCCAUUCUUCCGAACCGCCACAACAGCCCCUGAUGGCGAUGCUUCCCGUCUCCGAUUCCAGUCCCCUCGCGCUCCGCAAAGACCACGAUUCAGGUACAAACCAUCGUAAACCAGUGCACGAUACGCAGCACAACCUCUAAUUUUUUACAAAAUUAAUUAAUUAUUGCAAUGUUUGUUUUCUUUUGAUUAGUUGAGAAUAAGAAGGAUUUUGCAAAAUUGAAAGUUGACAAGGAUUUAGUAGGAGAAGAAGAACACAACACUGAUUCCGGUACAAAUGUCCCUAAAUCAUACUCCCUCCGUUCCUAUAUAUAAGUCACAAAUGACUAAUUCUCUUAGAUUAAGAAAAGUAGUUACUAGUAAUAAAUUUGUAAAAAAAAUGAUUUACUUUCUUAGAUUACCCAUAUUUACU